GCGUGAGGCUGUCUUGAUUAUGGAAAAUUGUUCACGGUUUUUCUCUGUUUUUCUGUAAAAUAAUAAGGAUUUUUAUAUUUUUGUGUUCACUAGAAUCUAUUUGAAUAUUUACGGUUCAUUCUAUACUAAAUAACUUUACUGUAAAGUGGUUUAAUUUAUGCUUAUUUGCAAAUGAAAACAAUUUUUUUAUUUAGUGUGUUUAAUAUUUUUGAAUUUAUGUUACUACGUAUAGAAUGUACUAAAUAUAAACACAUUGAGAAGCGAUUAUUAAACACGUGAACACUGGAUGAAGUUCUGUUAGUGGAUAAACCAAUGGGCUUUGAAACAAUCAUGGCACCGGCGAUAUUAGUGACGGGCGGCGCCGGAUAUGUCGGCUCACACACGGUCAUGGCACUGCUGGAGCGACCGGAGAACGACCACGAGAUUGUUGUGAUCGACAAUCUAGUCAACGCUUUCAGAGCUGUUGGUGAAAAAAAACCGGAGCCGUUAAAGAGGAUAGAAGAAAUGACAGGCAGAAAUAUUCACUUUUAUGACGUCGAUAUAAGAGAUCAAGAUGGACUCAAUAGGAUUUUCGAAAAUCAUAGCAUACAGUGCGUUAUCCAUUUCGCGGCGCUCAAAGCGGUUGGGGAAUCUGUACAGAAACCGCUAGAAUACUACCAGGCCAAUAUAGCCGGCACCUGUACUCUUUUUGAGAUGAUGCGCACACACGGCGUAUUCAAGCUGGUAUACAGUUCGUCUUGCACCGUGUAUGGCGAACCUGAGAAGUUGCCCUUAGACGAAGGUCACCCAACCGGACAAGGAAUAGCGAGCCCUUACGGACGCUCCAAGUUCUUCUGUGAAGAAAUUAUGAAGGACUUGUGUCGAAGCGAUCAGAAAUGGAUGGUGAUAUCGCUCCGAUACUUUAACCCAGUCGGGGCUCAUCGCAGUGGACGCAUUGGGGAGGAUCCGUCCGGCCUGCCGAAUAACCUCAUGCCGUUUAUAUCGCAGGUAGCGGUAGGUCGUCUAAAGGAACUGAUGGUGUUCGGCAAUGACUACCCCACAGUGGACGGCACUGGAGUGAGGGACUACAUUCACGUGCAGGACCUGGCUGAAGGUCACGUUAAAGCCAUCAGACUUUUCCAACAGCCGGGCUUCAGUGGUUUCCAUGCCGUUAACUUAGGUACAGGCACCGGUUACUCCGUGCUCCAAAUGGUAAAAGCGUUCGAAAAAGCAAGUGGGCGCAACAUUCCAUACAAAAUAGUAGGCCGUCGGGCUGGCGAUAUUGCGGCAAACUACGCAGAUGUCUCACUCUCACACCGGCUGUUAGGCUGGCGUGCGACAAGGACGCUGGACGACAUGUGCCAAGACACGUGGCGAUGGCAAAGCGCUAACCCAGAGGGAUUCCAGAAAAGUUAAUGACUGAGAAUGGGCAAUUUUUAUAAUAAAUUAUCAAUGGUUAUAUAAAUAAAAUUUGUUGCGUCUUUCAAGCAGCAUUAACUCGACGAACGUGUAUAAACACUCGAAUUAUGCGAAAACACUUUGCAUACCGGUUAUAAAUAUUGCAUUUUGCUAAUAUUAUUCAAAAAUUUUUGCAUUAUGAACAAAAAUAAUAAAGCCUACUGUUAAAAACCAUAACUUUAUAUAAUUAGGUCCGGAAAUACAAAUUGGCUGCAAUACUUUAAACAAUCAUUUUCUUUAUUUAGCCAUUUUUAAUCGUUUAUUUUGUGUUUUGACUGAGGUUGCUAGUUUUUCCCACUCUAAAAGGGUUAUAAAAACCGAUAACUGGCAACACCGACUGUUGCUGCGAGUGCAUAAUUUUUUUUUACCAAAUAAUCCUUUACAAAAUUCUAGUAUAAAAUAGAUAUAUUCACAAAAUAGUUGCUAAAAAUAAAUUGUUAACCCCACUAGAUUUAAUAUUUAUACAUAUUUGUUCCUUAAAAAGUAAUGUACAAAUUUUGCAUUUGACUAUAUUUAAAAAUUCUAAUUAUUUAAUUCAGUUUUGACAGAAGUGACUGACAAAAAAUUGAAGCAAAAACAUACAUGACCUUACUUUAAAAUGUAAUUAAAUGUAUUUUUUUCUCUUUUAUGAAUAUGGCUUUAUUCUGAAUAGUUAUAGACAUUUUAAUAAUUGCCUGUGAUAAUUCCUUAUGUAAUUUGAUUUAUUUUAUAAUAUCCAGUGUUUUCAUAAAUAAAUAAUUAUUUAUGAGUAAGGUCGACAUUGUUAACGUUUCGGAUAAUUUAUUUUUAUAAAUUGCAUUGAAACCAGUCAUUCAACGUUCCUAUUAUCUGUUGCCAUAUUUUUAUUAUAUUUUAUAAGAUUUUUUUUCUAUAUACAACCAAAGCAAUUUCCAAAAAGUAAUGUAGUAUCACCCAGUGAUUAGAUUUCUUAGGCAUUCGCCGUUUUAAGGUAAAUAAGUGGUUAUUCGGCUUUUUUAUUAGUUUAUGGUCGUUGGACGACCAAAUCCUGAUUCUCUACAAAUUAAACUCAAAGCAAAUAAUUUAAUUAAACUUCAGAGAAAUUAAAUGCUGUCUUCUCUUUGAGAAUUCCACAUCAGUGGGUAAGUAGUUCCAGAUAAGUUUGUUGUACUUUAUUAGUGAAUCAGGACACACUUUGCUAAUUAUGUAAAUCGUCUAUUAGAUUAGAUUGGUUAUUUUACAAAAAUAAAAUUAGGUAUAUUCUAUAGGAGUGUCUCAGAGACAGCAGAUGUUACUUAAUUUCAUUUCCAUUGAUAUAUUUAAGAAAAUUUUAUAUUUAAUAUAAAUAAUAAUUAAUUGUUCUAUUUAUUAUUUCAAUAAGUACUUUAUAUUUUGCAUCAUUUAAACGGCUAUAUACUGUAGCCAGUCUUAAGUUUAUAUAUAUUCGUGCAAUGUUACCAUUCCAAAAAAUGCAUUUUAUUACCAAAAAAAUCCAAAAUAUGUUUUUUAUUUUAGGUAAA
Pararge aegeria (speckled wood butterfly) is the source of this 2915-nucleotide messenger RNA. RefSeq names its product UDP-glucose 4-epimerase (gene Gale). Gene Ontology annotation, cellular component: cytosol. Gene Ontology annotation, molecular function: UDP-glucose 4-epimerase activity. The transcript has 8 exons. Gene Ontology annotation, biological process: beta-D-galactose catabolic process via UDP-galactose, Leloir pathway. Bases 313 to 1395 code for a protein of 360 amino acids. NCBI's taxonomy places the organism in Eukaryota, Metazoa, Arthropoda, Insecta, Lepidoptera, Nymphalidae. The record is from RefSeq and is a predicted model, not a curated record.